Lingula anatina is the source of this 933-nucleotide messenger RNA. Its product is annotated as techylectin-5B-like. Lineage: Eukaryota; Metazoa; Brachiopoda; Lingulata; Lingulida; Lingulidae. The record is from RefSeq and is a predicted model, not a curated record.
UGGAAGUAAGAUUCGAUGAUCAGCUGAAACGGUUGGGAGAUGAACAGACACGGUUGGAAGACAGAUAUGAUGAUCUGGUGGAUAAAUAUUCUAAACUGCUACAGAUGACAACAGAUUUGCAAGAGAAAUUCGCAAACUUCACUGCAGAAAAGCCAGGUGCAAGUGUUCGGGACUGCGCUGAUUUGUACAAGGACGGCGAGACGUUGAACGGGGUGUAUACCAUAACACCAGAUGACAGUCGGAGUCCAUUUAACGUCUACUGUGACAUGACCACUGACGGUGGAGGAUGGACGGUGUUCCAGAAGCGUGAGGACGGUUCUGUGGACUUCUAUCGUCCCUGGGACGAUUAUAAGCAAGGAUUCGGAGAAAUGGGCGGGGAACACUGGUUAGGACUUGAAAAUAUCUUCACCAUCACUUGGCUAAAGCGGUUCAGGCUGCGUGUUGAAAGGGAAGACGCGGAUGGUGCUUGGCGAAGGAAAGAACAAAUUCACACCAUCACUAACCAAAGCCGAUACGAGCUGCGUGUUGAUAUGAAAGAUGCGAAUGGUGUUUGGCGCUACGCCCGUUACGACAACUUUGCUAUCGCGUCAGAGAAAGAUAACUACAAGUUGACUGUCGGCGCUUACUCUGGGAACGCAGGGAAUUCACUGGGCCCUCUCAAUGGUCAACCAUUUAGCACAAAGGACAGGGAUAACGAUGCUAGUCCAGGGAAUUGUGCACAGAAAUUAAAGGGAGCCUGGUGGUAUAAAAGUUGCCACGCAUCCAAUCUGAACGGCCUCUACCACCUGGGUGAUCGCAGCUCGUCUGCUGAUGGCGUCAACUGGGGUGCAUUUAGAGGACACAAACACUCCCUGAAGACAACGGAGAUGAAACUUCGUCCCGUUGGCUUUAAAUCUAGCCCUGUCAGUAGUGGCUAAUAAGGAGAUGUUAUUG